GCGCAUGCGUUCUGCCAAGCCUGUCCCUCCCGUCCACUAGGAGUCGCUGAUUGUAACAGUUAAUGACGGUAGUGACUUCACACUUCUGCAUGUGACAUUGACAUCAAGAGAAGCACGAUGAGACUCACUGCUCUCCUGUCCAUGGCAGCCAAGGUUGUUAUACCCAAGGACUACCGGUAUGGCACCCACAGACCCUGGACAGAGGCCGCUAAAAGGAGGAAUCCUCCGGGUAAAAGGAGGAGAAAGGUGUUCGUGGAACCGAUAGAGUCACACGACUGGACGGUGUUCAAAGGAGACACGGUUGAGAUUCUCUCUGGAAAAGACCAGGGCAAGCAAGGAAAAGUGAUCCAAGUCUUAAGGUGCAGAAACUGGGUGGUUGUGGAAGGACUAAACACACAUUACAGGUACAUCGGAAAAACUGACAAUUAUAGCGGACAAUACGUUCCCUCAGAGGCUCCUGUUUUGCUCCGUGAUGUUGCCCUCGUUGACCCCACUGACAGGAAACCCACUGAUAUUGAGUGGAAGUUCACAGAGGAGGGUGAGAGAGUGAGAGUGUCCGCCAGGACAGGUCGAAUCAUCAACAAACCUGAGGUACAGCGAAGAGAUGGCAUCAUCCCCGAGCAGUGGAAAGAUGGUCCCAAAGACACGAGUGUGGAAGACGCCGUCAAAAUAACAUUUGCACCAUCACUGAAAACACUGGAAGAGGAAGUCAUGGAAAAAUUGGGAAUUCAGGAAACCAGGAGGCAAAAGAGGUCGUACUGGUACUGACCAGGUGGUGACUCUGUCCUGCUGUUACUGAACAUAUCUGCCGGACAAAACAAAAACUGUAACUUAAAUAACCUCAAACAUUGUCUUUUGUAAUAUAAUAAAUAGAAAUCCGUUAAGAACA
Cynoglossus semilaevis (tongue sole) is the source of this 889-nucleotide messenger RNA. RefSeq names its product mitochondrial ribosomal protein L24 (gene mrpl24). The coding region runs from base 118 to 768 and encodes 216 amino acids. Gene Ontology annotation, molecular function: structural constituent of ribosome; RNA binding. Gene Ontology annotation, cellular component: ribosome. Lineage: Eukaryota; Metazoa; Chordata; Actinopteri; Pleuronectiformes; Cynoglossidae. Gene Ontology annotation, biological process: translation. The record is from RefSeq and is a predicted model, not a curated record. The transcript is spliced from 6 exons.